Necator americanus (New World hookworm) is the source of this 318-nucleotide messenger RNA. RefSeq lists its product as uncharacterized. Lineage: Eukaryota; Metazoa; Nematoda; Chromadorea; Rhabditida; Ancylostomatidae. The record is from RefSeq and is a predicted model, not a curated record. Bases 1 to 318 code for a protein of 105 amino acids. The transcript has 3 exons.
AUGAAGCAAGGAGAGCUGCGUAAGCGGCUGCGCUCGAAGCGGUGGAGACAGAGAAUCGAAGUGGAGCACUCAUCUAUCUAUGUGGCAUUGCGCGCUCUGGCACUACCUCUGCUCGGCAUAACCACAUGUGUUGCGCUACCACCAGGACGUGUCGAGCAUGUAAAAGGGAUUGAGGUGGGACCGUCGCUACAUCUAGCGAAGAGUGGUGCUAACGAUUCCUCCGCAGAUCCAAUCACCACAUCCCUUCUGGCGCAGCCGCUUACUCAGCUGGACCGAGCCUCAGAUCAUCCUGACCCGAUUAUAUCAGCCUUUCUAUAA